AUGACCCCGUCCACCACUAAGCCAGACCAGACGACCCCGUCCACCACUAAGCCAGACCAGACGACCCCGUCCACAUCUAAGCCAGACCAGACGACCCCGUCCACAUCUAAGCCAGACCAGACGACCCCGUCCACAUCUAAGCCAGACCAGACGACCCCGUCCACCACUAAGCCAGACCAGACGACCCCGUCCACAUCUAAGCCAGACCAGACGACCCCGUCCACCACUAAGCCAGACCAGACGACCCCGUCCACCACUAAGCCAGAAGAGAUGACCCCGUCCACCACUAAGCCAGACCAGACGACCCCGUCCACAUCUAAGCCAGACCAGACGACCCCGUCCACCACUAAGCCAGACCAGACGACCCCGUCCACCACUAAGCCAGACCAGACGACCCCGUCCACAUCUAAGCCAGACCAGACGACCCCGUCCACCACUAAGCCAGACCAGACGACCCCGUCCACCACUAAGCCAGACCAGACGACCCCGUCCACAUCUAAGCCAGACCAGACGACCCCGUCCACCACUAAGCCAGAAGAGAUGACCCCGUCCACCACUAAGCCAGACCAGACGACCCCGUCCACAUCUAAGCCAGACCAGACGACCCCGUCCACCACUAAGCCAGACCAGACGACCCCGUCCACCACUAAGCCAGACCAGACGACCCCGUCCACCACUAAGCCAGACCAGACGACCCCGUCCACCACUAAGCCAGACCAGACGACCCCGUCCACCACUAAGCCAGACCAGACGACCCCGUCCACCACUAAGCCAGACCAGACGACCCCGUCCACCACUAAGCCAGACCAGACAACCCCGUCCACCAGGUAG
Messenger RNA from Physella acuta, 831 nucleotides. Its product is annotated as salivary glue protein Sgs-3-like. Lineage: Eukaryota; Metazoa; Mollusca; Gastropoda; Physidae. The record is from RefSeq and is a predicted model, not a curated record.